AUGACGACCGUUACUGAGGUCCGGGCGAAGGCGUUUGUCUCCAAUGACUUUCCUUUCAAGUCGACUGCAAUCAAAAUUGAAGAGGAAGAGACUUCGAGGCUCGAUCUGCAAGAUAUUCCUCUGCCACCUCCGUCGAAACGACCAACUGAGGUGCUGAGUAUAGAUAAGGGGACACCAGAUCACCACGUUGCUCGUGACCCUCGACUUCUCAGACUGACGGGUAUUCAUCCAUUCAACGUCGAGCCGCCUCUUACAGAUCUUUAUAAGGAAGGGUUCUUGACAUCCCCGGAACUUUUUUACGUCAGAAACCACGGACCCGUGCCACACGUUAAGAAUGAAGAUAUUCCCAAUUGGGAACUCAGCAUCGAGGGGCGAAAGGAACAGAAUAUCAUUCGAAAAUCAAAAGGCUUCUCAUGGGGCUCGGCCGCGCUGUCGACCGCUCUCUUCACUGGGCCGUUAUUGUCAGAUAUUCUCCGGAGUGCGAAACCAUUGCGUAAAGCCAAGUAUCCCAACGGAUACUAUGGGACCUCUGUAAAACUGAAUUGGGCCAUGGACCAUAAUAGGGGGAUUAUGCUUGCCCAUAAGAUGAACGGGGAAUCUCUUCGUCCGGACCACGGUCGUCCACUGAGAGCUGUUGUGCCAGGGCAAAUAGGAGGUCGAAGUGUCAAGUGGUUGACGAAAUUGAUCUUGACAGACGCACCUAGCGAUAAUUGGUAUCAUAUCAAUGAUAACCGUGUAUUGCCAACAAUGGUUUCCCCUGAGAUGGCAUCGAAUGACCCGAAAUGGUGGCGUGACGACCGAUAUGCAAUCUAUGACCUCAACGUCAACUCUUCUGUUGUAUAUCCAGAAAACAAUGAAGUGUUGGACAUCUCAUUGGCUGGACCAUCGUAUACGGUCAGAGGUUAUGCAUAUGCCGGGGGUGGUCGAAGAGUCACAAGGGUGGAAAUUUCAUUGGAUAAGGGGAAAUGCUGGCGUCUGGCUGAUAUCCAUUAUGCAGAAGACAAGUACCGUGACUUCGAAGGCUAUCUCUAUGGAGGGAGGGUCGACAUGUCCUGGCGUGAGACAUGCUUUUGUUGGUGCUUCUGGUCUCUCUCAAUCGCUAUGUCCGAACUCGAAAACAGCGAUGCUAUUCUUGUGAGAGCCAUGGACGAAUCCCUAAGUAUCCAACCGCGCGACAUGUACUGGUCUGUUUUGGGGAUGAUGAACAACCCCUGGUUUCGGGUCACAAUCACAAAAGAAAAUGGAACCCUCAAGUUCGAACACCCAACGCAUCCCACCUUGCCUGGUGGGUGGAUGGAACGUGUCAAAAAAUCUGGGGGAAAUUUGUUAAAUGGUAACUGGGGCGAGAUACAAGAGGGCGAAGAACCGGUGAUACCGGAGCCAAUUAAAGAAAUUAACAUGAAGAAAGAUGGAUUGAAGAGAUGGAUUAACCUCCAGGAAUUUCAAAAUCAUGCGAGUGACCAAAGCCCUUGGUUCGUCGUCAAUGGCGAAGUCUAUGAUGGCACGGCAUUCCUCGAGGGCCAUCCUGGAGGAGCACAGAGUAUCAUAUCUUCUGCUGGCCUUGAUGUGUCUCAAGAUUUCCUUACAAUUCAUAGCGAGACAGCAAAAGCAAUGAUGCCAGACUACCACCUUGGGACAAUGGACAAAGCAUCUUUGAAGGCACUCAACACCAACACCUCGUCAACAUCUGACGAGCAGCGUUCAACGUUUCUUCAGUCCCGGUCAUGGACGAAAGCGAGAUUUGUGAAGAAGACUAGCAUAUCAUGGGACACGCGCAUUUUCACAUUCCAAUUAGAACAUGAACGUCAAACACUGGGACUGCCAAUUGGCCAGCAUCUUAUGCUGAAAGUUUCAGAUACAUCAUCUAAGGAAGCCAUAAUCCGUUCCUACACCCCGAUAUCCGAAUCGAGCAAGGAAGGCUCUAUGGAUUUACUUGUCAAAAUAUACUUUGAAUCUCAGGCGACUCAAGGCGGAAAGAUGACCACAGCCCUUGAUAGACUCCCCUUGGGUUCCACGGUUGAGUGCAAGGGCCCGACAGGAAGGUUUGAAUAUCUCGGAAAUGGCAAAGUUCUCAUAAGCGGCAAGGAAAGACGUGUCCGUUCAUUCAUCAUGAUAUGUGGAGGGACCGGGAUCACGCCAAUUUUCCAGGUUUUGCGUGCGGUAAUACAGGACCAAGAAGACCCUACAUCGUGCGUUGUUCUCAACGGAAAUAGGCAAGAAGAGGACAUUCUCUGCAAGAAUGAGCUCGACGCAUUUGAAGCCUCUGACAACAACAAAUGCAAGGUGGUACACACACUGACUAAAGCGUCAGUGUCUUGGACAGGCCACCGAGGACGCAUAUCUGAAGAUAUUCUUGAGGAAUAUGUAGUACCCAGUGAGGAAAAUAUGGUGCUUGUGUGCGGUCCUGAGACCAUGGAAAACUCUGUACGACAGAUCCUCCUAUCACGAGGGUGGAGGGAACAAGACCUUCAUUUCUUUUAG
This is a messenger RNA of Aspergillus tanneri, 2481 nucleotides long. RefSeq names its product nitrate reductase NiaD (gene niaD). Gene Ontology annotation, molecular function: heme binding; molybdenum ion binding; nitrate reductase (NADPH) activity. The transcript is spliced from 7 exons. Lineage: Eukaryota; Fungi; Ascomycota; Eurotiomycetes; Eurotiales; Aspergillaceae. Gene Ontology annotation, biological process: nitric oxide biosynthetic process; nitrate assimilation. The record is from RefSeq and is a predicted model, not a curated record. Bases 1 to 2481 code for a protein of 826 amino acids.